Messenger RNA from Populus nigra (black poplar), 1613 nucleotides. RefSeq names its product probable mitochondrial saccharopine dehydrogenase-like oxidoreductase At5g39410. The transcript has 3 exons. Gene Ontology annotation, cellular component: mitochondrion; lipid droplet; plasma membrane. Gene Ontology annotation, biological process: glycolipid biosynthetic process. Bases 47 to 1423 code for a protein of 458 amino acids. Lineage: Eukaryota; Viridiplantae; Streptophyta; Magnoliopsida; Malpighiales; Salicaceae. The record is from RefSeq and is a predicted model, not a curated record.
AUAUACGGUAGCAAACCAAAAUCUCCCGAGAGAUUCAACCAAAAACAUGGAAGCUAACUCAUACCAGUCUCAACCAGUCUCACAACCACCUCUCUAUGAUCUAAUAAUCUUAGGAGCUUCUGGUUUCACUGGAAAAUAUGUUGUCAAAGAAGCCCUCAAGUUCCUCAAUGUCCCUUCUUCUCCUCUUAAAUCUCUUGCCCUUGCUGGUCGCAAUCCCACCAAAUUAGCUCAAACCCUCAAAUGGGCCUCCCACCCCGACCACCCUCCUCCAAUUCCUAUCCUCACCGCUGACACCACCAACCCUGCUUCUCUUCACCACCUCUGCUCCCAAUCCAAGCUCAUCCUCAAUUGUGUCGGUCCCUUUCGCCUCCUUGGCGAGCCUGUUGUCGCUGCCUGUGCAGAAACUGGCUGUGAUUACUUGGAUAUAUGUGGGGAGCCUGAGUUUAUGGAGAGAAUGGAGGUGAAGUACCAUGAGAAGGCGAUGGAGACAGGUUCUUUAGUGGUUUCUGCUUGUGGGUUUGAUUCGGUUCCGGCUGAAUUGGGAUGGAUGUUUAAUUCCAGGCAUUGGGUGGGUCCGGCUGCACCAAACCAAAUUGAGGCCUAUUUGAGUCUGGAGUCGGAGAAAAGGAUUGUUGGGAAUUUUGGCACAUAUGAAUCCGCGGUUCUGGGGGUUGCCAAUGUCGAGCAGUUGGUGGAGCUGAGGCGAUCAAGGCCCAAAAGAGCAAGGCCAGCUAUUCCUGGUCCCUUUCCUACCAAAGGACCAAUGAUAGAUCACCAAAAGGAGAUUGGUCUUUGGGCUGUGAAGCUACCUUCUGCAGAUUCUGUUGUUGUUCGUAGAACUCUUUCAACUCUGACAGAAAACCCUCGUGGUCUUCCUGGACUCAAUGAGAGUCCUGAACAGAUUGAAAAGAGGGACGCUUUCUGGUCAACAGUAAAACCAGCCCAUUUUGGGGUGAAGCUAGGCUCUAAGACUCUACUGGGAGUCUUCCGAUUCAUUGCAGUUGGCAUGUUCAUUGGCCUCUUAGGUAGAAAUGCUAUUGGGAGGUGGCUUCUAUUAAAAUUCCCUUCAUUUUUUAGCCUUGGUUGGUUCAGGAAGAAGGGUCCCUCAGAUGAUGAGGUGAGAAGUGCUUCAUUCAAGAUGUGGUUUGUUGGACGCGGCUUUAGUGACAUGAAUGUUUCUCAGGACAAAAAGAAACCGGACAUGGAAAUAACAACACGAGUAGUGGGACCUGAGAUCGGCUAUUUAACAACCCCAAUCAUCUUAGUUCAAUGUGCUCUUAUUCUUCUAAGCCACCGUGAUAACCUGCCGAAGGGAGGAGUUUUUCCUCCAGGGAUAGUAUUUGGCCCGACAGAUCUCCAAGAACAGCUCGAACAAAAUGGAAUAUCUUUUGAUCUCAUUUCAAAAAAGUCUAUUCUGGCUUAAAUAGUUCAAACUUACCAAGAAAAAGAGCAAGACCUUGACUAAAUAGUAACAGUAUUAGCCAGGUUUGUCUUCGUGCUUUUUUUUUAUCAGACAUGUAAGGAACAGAAGUGACGUUUGGUUAUGCCUUGUUGAAGUAAGCUAUAUAGCUUUGAUGCGAUUAUGGUUUGAAUGAAUCUGAUCUCUUCCGUAA